AUGAAUUGUCGGGCUGGUAUCCAAUCAUAUCAUGGAGGUCCAGGUGGAAUAACAAGAGUAGGUCAAGCAGAUUACUUGGAGUUGACGCAUCCUUCAAAAAAGGACACACUAACUAUGCAUAGAGGCCUCUUGACUCUAGGUUUCCCCAACAGUGUGCACGCGAAAACUGUUUAUCCUUUUAUUAUUGACGUUCGGUCACUCAUUUUUAGCCCCUUCUUUAGUCUUGCAUUUAGCUACAUGGAAACCCCACUGUUCCUGAUAUUGCUUUACACAUUAAGAGGACAUUCCUUGAUCUUUGAGCACUGUGGAAUAGAAAUUGAUGUACAGAUAUUUUUACAGAGUGGCCACGUCAGAAUUCUUCAAAGGAAAGAAAACAAUUUUUACAAUAAUAAGACCUAUUUUGCUGGAAGUCUUGAUAUAAUGUUUACUCUGAAUGCAAAUGAACCAGAAGAUUUAUCAAUACUAGCGUGUGGUUUGCAACAUUUUGCUUCGUUUUCGGAACAAAAACCAUCAUCAAUUGGGUUUGAAUGUAAUUACAAUCUCCAGUCCUUCUUCAGUGUUAUUCUCGAGCGAUGUAAGAAACAGCAACUGCCACUUCAACAUAGUAUGCUUCCAAGCAGUAAACAGCUCGAAUACGUUAUCCACAAGGCUAUCCUUGAGUGUCUACCAACUAAAAACUGCAAUUUGACAGUGCAAGACAUUGGAACUGUAUUGUUUAGAGUAGGUUGUUCUCUGUUAAAGUCAUUUUUGUCUUCAAUAAGAAAUUUAUUGGAAACAGUUACACCGACAGCUCAGUGCAUACAAAGGCAGCAUGGUCUUUUGGAAAUAAUUUAUUGUCUUCCUUAG
Echinococcus granulosus is the source of this 846-nucleotide messenger RNA. RefSeq lists its product as hypothetical. The transcript is spliced from 7 exons. The record is from RefSeq and is a predicted model, not a curated record. Lineage: Eukaryota; Metazoa; Platyhelminthes; Cestoda; Cyclophyllidea; Taeniidae. The coding region runs from base 1 to 846 and encodes 281 amino acids.